Protopterus annectens (West African lungfish) is the source of this 1572-nucleotide messenger RNA. Its product is annotated as vomeronasal type-2 receptor 26-like. The transcript has 6 exons. Gene Ontology annotation, molecular function: G protein-coupled receptor activity. Bases 1 to 1572 code for a protein of 523 amino acids. NCBI's taxonomy places the organism in Eukaryota, Metazoa, Chordata, Ceratodontiformes, Protopteridae. The record is from RefSeq and is a predicted model, not a curated record. Gene Ontology annotation, biological process: G protein-coupled receptor signaling pathway. Gene Ontology annotation, cellular component: membrane.
AUGACGUUGAUGCAGACAUUGAUGCUGGAAUCAUCAGAGAUUAUAUGGACUCCAGAACUUUCAGACACCAGCAACAACCAUGAAAACCCCAGUUGUCAGUCAGUAAAAGAAGCCACUUCAGAAAGUGAAAGAGAACAGCCCAUUGAUAUGGAAUCUUGUAAAAAGGUUUCAGCAACUAAAGUAAUGAAGGAUGCCUGUGUGAAAACAAAGAAGGAAAGAUCCAUAGUGACAAACACAAUAACAGAAGAAAGGGAACCUGAAAAGCAUCCUAGAAUUUUCUCUCUACUCCAUUAUCUCAGAAAUGUGAGGUUCAUCAACAAAGCUGGAGAAGAGAUAUUUUUUGAUGUUAAUGGGGAUCCCCCUGCAGUAUAUGACCUGAUAGCAUGGUUCCUGAGUGUAAGUGGAGAAUCUAAAUAUGUACACGUGGGAAAAUACGACUCUGCUGCUCCAUCAGGUCAAAACCUUGUCAUCAGAGAAGAAGCACUAAUGUGGAAGGAUCAGGUCCCUGUUUCCAUCUGUAGUGAAAGCUGUCAUCUUGGACAUCGUAAAGUAUUUCAGUAUGGGCAACCUCCAUGUUGUUUUGACUGUAUUCCUUGCUCACAGGGUGAAAUCGCAAAUAUUAGUGAUGCCCAUGACUGUAUUAAGUGCCCAGAUGAUUCAUGGAGUAAUAAAGGACAGAAUGAAUGUAUAAAGAAAUUCAUCGAGUUCCUGUCUUAUCAGGACUUCCUUGGAGCAAUACUGACUACCAUCACUAGCGUCACUGUACUGCUUCCUGCUUCAAUAUUAAUUAUUUUUGUUAGGUAUCGUCACACUCCUAUUGUAAAAGCCAACAAUCGAGAACUGAGUUAUAUUCUACUCAUAGCUCUUAUCUUGUGUAGUCUUUGUUCUCUGAUUUUUAUUGGAAAACCCACUGUAUUAAUGUGUAUGCUCCGCCAGACUGUCUUUGGUAUAAUGUUUGCUCUUUGUGUCUCUUGUGUACUGGCUAAAACCAUCACAGUAGUCAUAGCCUUCAAGGCCACUAAUCCAAACAGUAAGUUAAGAAAAUGGAUGGGGCCUGUACUUCCUGGUUGCAUCAUCUGUUUCUGUACAAUGAUUCAAGUCACUCUGUGUGUAGUGUGGCUGUCAACUGCACCUCCUUUUCCUGAAGAAAACAUGAAAUUCAAACUAGAUACAAUAAUAAUAGAAUGUAAUGAUGGGUCCAGUAAUGCUUUGUGGUGGCUGUUGGGUUACAUGGGCCUCUUAGCCAGUAUAAGUCUUGUGGUAGCUUUCUUAGCCAGGACACUGCCUGACAGUUUCAAUGAAGCCAAGUUUAUCACAUUCAGCAUGUUGGUGUUUGUCAGCGUCUGGCUGUCCUUCAUCCCUGCUUACCUGAGUACCAGGGGAAAGUAUAUGGUUGCUGUGGAGAUAUUUGCCAUUUUGUCUUCCAGUAGUGGUUUAGUUAUAUGUAUCUUUAUUCCAAAAUGUUACAUCAUAUUAGUCAGAUCUGAAAUGAACACCAGGGAGUAUUUAAAAUGUAAAAUAAAUGCAUUCAAACAAAAAACAGAGAAAAGAUUCCAGAGCUAUAUAACAUAA